Messenger RNA from Varanus komodoensis (Komodo dragon), 5850 nucleotides. It is a transcript of the gene ELMO3, whose product is annotated as engulfment and cell motility 3. The transcript is spliced from 21 exons. NCBI's taxonomy places the organism in Eukaryota, Metazoa, Chordata, Lepidosauria, Squamata, Varanidae. The record is from RefSeq and is a predicted model, not a curated record. Gene Ontology annotation, biological process: actin filament organization; cell motility. Bases 135 to 2306 code for a protein of 723 amino acids.
CGCCCCCGCGUUCGGGCGACGGGGUGCGGUGCGGUGCGGUGCGGUGCGGGCGUCGGAGGGGAGGAGCAGAAGCGGAGCACCCCCGGGAUCGACGCGCAGGGGCGGCGGAGUGGGGAAGCUGAGCUGGUGGGGGCAUGAGGAGAGGUACCAUGCCACCCUCCAAAGAUGUUGUGAAAAUCGCCGUCCAGAUGAUGGGGGCCAUUCCCCAGCUCAUAGAGCUCAACCAGGCCAAGCCGUUGUCUGCGGUUGUGAAAGAGGUUUGCGAUGCGUGGAAUCUGAAUAACUCGGACCGCUAUGCUUUGCAGUAUGUGGAUGGCCAGCAAGCGUACAUCACAGAAUCGAAUCGUGGAGAGAUCAAGAAUGGGAGCAUCCUCCAACUGACCACAGCUCCGGAUCAAGAGGCAGCAAAGCUUCAUGGUGGGAUUCAGAGCAACAGCAUGGAUGUGAAGUCUGACUCUUUGAAGAAGCUGGCAAGCCUCUCACGGGACGUUGCCUUUGCCCAGGAGUUCAUUAGCAGGAAUGGACUCAGCCAGCUCUUCCACAUUGUCGAGGAGGAUGACAAUAUAGGGGAGAUUCUAGCGUAUGCUCUGAAGGCCUUUGUGGAACUGAUGGAGCAUGAUUUCGUUUCCUGGGAGACUCUCAGUCCAGCGUUCAUCAAGAAGAUUGUGAGCUAUGUCAACAUCAUCCCGAUGGAUGCCUCCAUUCAGCAGAUUUCUUUGGCCAUCUUGGAGAACAUGGUGCCCACCAGCCGCCCCCUCUUUGAGCUGGUUAAGCAGCAGGUGACCCUGGAGCGCCUCAUCGCCCUUCUGCAAGUGAUGAAUCGCCAGCUGCAGCUCAAAGCGAUGGCGCUCCUUAUUGCCCUGCUUCUCAACGCCAGCGAGUCAGAGAGGAGGGACAUGAUGGACUAUCUGGGAGAGAAGAACCUCCGACAAUUUAUCCACAAGAACAUUGUCCACGCCUCGGAGCCCAUUGGGGACGAGAUGGCCCACUACCUCUACGUGCUGCAGUCCCUCACGCUGAACCUGCUGGAGCGUAGGAUGAGAAGCCCCAUGGAUCCCUACUCACAGGAACAGAGAGAGCUCCUCCAGUCCCUGCGCCACGCGGCCUUUGUGUCUGAGAACGAAUCUUCCACGGGCAGCUCGAACACGGAACGGCGACACUCCCUUUGUGCGAAGGAGUUCCGCAAGCUGGGCUUUGUGAAUAACAGCAACCCUGCAAUGGAUUUGCACCGCGUCCCUCCGGGGCUUCUUGCUCUGGACAGCAUGGUCUAUUUCUCCAGACACUUCCCAAGUGCCUACAGCAGGUUCAUUCUUGAGAAUAGCAGCCGAGAAGAUAAACACGAAUGCCCCUUUGCCCGGAGUAGCAUCCAACUCUCCUUCAUGCUCUGUGAGAUCCUUCAUGUGGGGGAGCCUUGCUCUGAGACAGCCCAGGCCUUCUACCCCAUGUUCUUCGGCCAAGAGCACUUCUUUGAGGAGCUCUUUUGUGUCUGUAUUCAGCUGUUGAACAAGACUUGGAAGGAGAUGCGUGCGACACAGGAGGAUUUUGACAAGGUGAUGCAGGUAGUUCGAGAGCAGAUCACCAGAACCCUGAACUUGAAGCCCACCUCCCUGGAGCUCUUCAAGAGCAGAGUGAACGCUCUCAACUACAGCGAGAUCCUGCGCCUCCGGCAGACGGAACGAAUGCACCAGGAGGAGAUCUUGGCUGCGCCAGUCCUGGAAUUGAGAGAACGUCUCAAACCGGAGCUUCUCAAGCUGAUCCAGCAGCAGAGACUCCUGCACCUGUGCGAAGGAACACUUUUCCGCAAGAUUAGCAGCCGCCGUAGACAGGACAAGCUCUGGUACUGCCGCCUUUCCCCCAACCACAAAUUCCUGCAUUAUGGAGAUGUUGAUGAGGGCAUUGAAAACCCACCCAUUGAGAGCCUCCAGGAGAAAGUUCCCGUGGCUGAUAUGAAAGCACUGCUUGUUGGCCGGGAAUGCCCACACACGAAGGAGAAGAGCUCUGGCAAACAGAACAAGGAUCUCUUGGACCUUGCCUUUUCCAUUAGCUGUGAUGUUGGGGAGUAUUUGAAUUUCAUUGCUCCCACUUGGUACGAGUUCUGCUUGUGGACCGAUGGGUUGAAUGUACUCCUAGGCCGAGAGAUGGUGAGUGAACGGACACAGAGUGACCUGGAUAUCUUGCUGUCUAUGGAGCUCAAGCUGCGAUUGCUGGAUCUGGAGAACAUUCCCAUUCCGGAUACUCCACCUGUCAUCCCAAAGCCCCCCAGCAACUUAAAUUUCUGCUAUGAUUUCACCCACAUAGAACAGUAACAUUGGCCUCUUUUUAGCACAUACUGCCAGGGAUCUCAUGGGGCAAACACAGCUUUUCAGAUUCUCCGGCUCAGUUUGGAUGAUCCUCCAGAUGAGACCAGGACCAUGCUGUGGGCUUUCUCCUUCCCUUUGGUAUGCUAAUUCCUUCUGCAGCAUCCAGAUUUCCUCUAACCCGUGUAUGCUGUGAUAUCAAAAUCAGGCAAGCUGUGAUUAGGACUAACCUGCAAACCCACCUCAAAUCAGAGUGACCAGUGAUUGUUUGGAGAGCAUGUGGAGCAGAGACUGCCUCAUGUGGAUCUCACCAUAGCAAACCAAAUUGCAGCGAAUCUCACCACAAAGCGAGGAGAUGGAAUGUGCUGGUCCUUGGCAUGUUUCCAGUCUGCUAAAUCGAGUAUGUUUUAUGAAAUACCAUUUCUGAGACCCAAAUAUCCAAUUUAUCUUAACGGACUUAUCCAUAUGUUCUGAGACAUACACUUUUACUUAUAUUGCGUUCUUCCAGUUGCGCCAUUUGGGAUCUCCUUGGUUUUCUCCAGUUCUUUUGUUGGGGGCUCGGGAAUAUCGGGAUCAAACAGGUCUUUAGAAUGGAAACUAUGCACUAUGAAAAGAGAAUCAUCACCAGCUCAGCCCUGCAUCUAAAGCCAGGAGCUGCAGCAACGAAUGCUAGAAUUAACUCUUAAGCAGAGAAAGAGAGUACUUGCCUUUUUCAGACCUGAGAUUGUGCUUCGGAGAUCCCAGUCCAGGAUCUGUAGACAAUUGAGAGGCAGCCGUGCAGAUAUCCCAAUCUUACUGGGAGCAUUGCCUUUUGCUAAUGAGCUAAUUUGUCAUGAGGCUGCCUCAACUAUACAGCUGUUCCAUAUGUGCAACUCAGAGGAGACAAGUGCUCAGUCUGCAGAAUUUGGGCUGCUACUACUGUGAGACGUAGCUGUUGGAGAACUUGCAAAAAGCCAUGCUGCAUCAGAUCAAAAGCCUAUUUAGUCUAGCAUCUUGUUCACACAGCAGCUAACUAGUUCCUUCUCACAUAUCCCAACAACUGGUAUACCGCAAUAUACUGCCCCCAGUAAGGGGCAACCAGCUGUUGAUAGCCUCUGAGGGCCAAACUGGACAUUCUUUGUGGUCUCUGAACUUCUCAGAUGGGCUUUUGCUCCUGUGUAGGCCCUAUUGACGGGAAGCUUCUAUAGCUAAGUGUUCAUUCUGGGAAGAAGCCCCCGCCCCCCGGCUGCAUCUUUGUAGAGACACCGAAGCCCAUAUGUGUGACUGCACAGAUGACCGCUUGAAUGACAGUUACAGGUAACUAACCUGUCCCACACUCAGAUUUGUUCUGCAGUGCUUCAGAAGUUUAAGCUUCCCCGUGACCUGUUUUUAUUCUGAAAUUUCACCUGUUCUACCCCUCUGUGGGGCAGGCAGGAAGGGGGAAAACAGCUCCAUUGGAAUCCAUGGAGUCUCCUUUUUUCCUUUUUUAUAACCCCCACCCUUCAGCCUAGCAGUGUAAUUUUGGGACCAAAACUGGCAGGGGGAAACCAGUCCCUGACCCCAGAGUAUUGUAACUUUGGUUAAAAUGGGGGCCACAUUUACUUUGGAGCAAAUCAAUCCAGUGUACUCUAUGUAUGAUUAGAAAGGUGUUUAGUGUGGCCCCGAGUCUUGUUUUCUGUCUUGGUGUCGACUUCCCAAUGCAGAAAGAACGCAAGGAAAGCUCUGCUGGGUCAGAAGGAGCCAGGCCUUAAUCUUCCCAGAUGGCCAUCAUUUUCUUAAGGAAUUCUGGAAUUACCUUAAAUGGUGGAUUGCCGAACACUUAGGGCUGAAGGGACAGACUCUUUCCCCAGUAUUCCCACAAAUGAAUUGAUCCCCCCCCCCCCCCCCCGCUUAGCCUUCUACACAGCUGGUCCCCAUUUCCUUUGCUUUGGUUAGCCUGAAUCACUUGCCAGUAUCUGAUCUGCCUCUUGCUCCAUUUUCAUUAGGCGGAAACUAGCACUUUACAAAACUUUUUCCCAUGCUGAAUGAGAACCCUGAGGCCAAAUAAGUACAUUUCUGAUCUGUCCAAGCAGCAGGACACUCUGUUCAAAACUGUAGCAUAACUACCUUUCAGGGAUCUCUGUUCCAUGACUGCUGCAAGCAAGGUAUGGUAUGACGGAGGGUUUCUGACCCUCCCUUCUAGGAAAGCUUAUCUUAGUAGACUCUUAAAUCCGUGUCUUUUGAGCCUUCUUGGAAAAUGGUUCUUUAAAUGCAUCCAAAGCUUUGUUAAAAACCUUUUCAGGGUCUGUAAUAUGGUACUUAGUAGUUAGGGUUGUGUGCUCUUUGCUUUUGAAUCAUUUUUCAAAUUAUGCACUAAGGGAUCUGUAGUCAUAAAUCAUGCAUAUUUAGCACAUUUUAAAUGUUUCUUACUUUUGCCAUGUUCAUUAUUCUGUCUACUUUUUAUGCUGGUUUUGCUAGCCAUGAAUCCCUUCACCCCACCUAAGCACUGGACAUCUUGGGCCACCCUCAGCCUGCUGAGACUUUAUUAAACAUCCCCAUGAGCCCCAAGCAUGUCCUGGCUUUUGAGAGAACCAGGAGUUUCUUUUCACUGUUAUAAAUGAGAGCUGAGAGAGUUCCAGAAACUGAUGCAUCUGCCGGGCUUAAGCAAAGUCUGACCCAUACACAGAGCCCGGUUGUCGCCUUUCUGCAAUAGCUGAAAUGGAUGAGCGACUGUGGGGGCUAUUUCACUUCCCUGGAUACCUCUCGCAAGCAUGUGCCUUUUUUGUAAACCCCCCCCCCCCAACGACAGCAGCAAACUGCCCCUUAGUACUACAAGACUUUGAUUUCAAUUGUCUGCAGGUCAGUUUGACACUUGCGGCAUGUUAUAUCUACUAAGAGUCACUUUUGGCUUGCGUACAAGCUAACUUUCUCCCUCGAGCACGAUGGAUGCCCUUCUCUCUCCCUCCCACUGCCAUGGCUGAAUGCAGCUGUGUGGCAGGCUGCCCCCCCCCCCUUUGCUGGAAGGUAGCUUAGCUGGGGUGAUGCCAGAAUGCAUUACGGUGGCAGCAGCGUGGGCUCACAGUUUACGCCCCCCCACAAACCAGAAAUGCCGGUUGUGCAGCUGACAGGGGCCACCACCCAGCUGGCUGCCGUCCUGCAGAAGGGCCUGCAGAGGCAUGGCAGGACGGGGGGCGAUUCAAGCCAGAAGAGUCUCUUGGUGGUGCUCCCACUGGAAGUGGCUUUCUUUGCUCUCAUCAGACAACUCCUUUGAAGAUAACUGUGAUUGGUCUUCCUGUUUUUCAUGUGAACUUUGUAAAUGUCACAUUCCCACGGCACGGUUUGCCCCCUUAGAAACACUGAGUCCACUGCACUGGAGUGACUGUUUCCUCUCCCCCUUCCUCGUGUAUUAAUUCCCCUGCAGCACUGUAGUUGCCCACCGACAAUAGAAAACCUCGUCUCCCUCCGUGUCUCCUGUAAAGGGACCCCCCAGACCCUCGGCUUCCUUCUUGCUCAGGUGCUUCUACUGUAACAUGUUCACUGUGGCACUCCUCUGACCAAGAGGGCUGAUUAAUGAUAAUAAAGGGAAUUGCCUUCA